This is a messenger RNA of Paramuricea clavata, 1254 nucleotides long. Lineage: Eukaryota; Metazoa; Cnidaria; Anthozoa; Malacalcyonacea; Plexauridae. The record is from the annotation of a GenBank genome assembly.
GACAAGGUUCCUCACGGUGAGGACAAGAUUCCUGACGGUGAGGACAAGGUUCCUGACGGUGAGGACAAGGUUCCUCACGCUGAGGACAAGGUUCCUCACGCUGAGGACCAGGUUCCUGACGGUGAGGACAAGGUUCCUGACGGUGAGGACAAGGUUCCUGACGGUGAGGACAAGGUUCCUCACGCUGAGGACAAGGUUCCUCACGCUGAGGACAAGGUUCCUGACGGUGAGGACAAGGUUCCUCACGCUGAGGACAAGGUUCCUCACGCUGAGGACAAGGUUCCUCACGCUGAGGGCAAGGAUCCUGACGGUGAGGACAAGGUUGCUCACGCUGAGGACCAGGUUCCUGACGGUGAGGACAAGGUUCCUGACGGUGAGGACAAGGUUCCUGAUGGUGAGCACAAGGUUCCUGACGGUGAGGACAAGGUUCCUGACGAUGAGGACAAGGUUCCAGACGGUGAGGACAAGGUUCCUGACGAUGAGGACAAGGUUCCUGACGGUGAGGACAAGGUUCCUCACGCUGAGGACAAGGUUCCUCACGCUGAGGACCAGGUUCCUGACGGUGAGGACAAGGUUCCUGACGGUGAGGACAAGGUUCCUGACGCUGAGGACAAGGUUCCUCACGCUGAGGGCAAGGAUCCUGACGGUGAGGACAAGGUUCCUGAUGGUGAGGAUAAGCUUCCAGACGGUGAGGACAAGGUUCCUGACGAUGAGGACAAGGUUCCUGACGGUGAGGACAAGGUUCCUGACGGUGAGGACAAGGUUCCUCACGCUGAGGACAAGGUACCUGACGGUGAGGACAAGGUUCCUGAUGGUGAGGACAAGGUUCCUGACGGUGAGGACAAGGUUCCUGACGGUGAGGACAAGGUUCCUCACGGUGAGGACAAGGUUCCUGACGAUGAGGACAAGGUUCCUGACGGUGAGGACAAGGUUCCUGACGAUGAGGACAAGGUUCCAGACGGUGAGGACAAGGUUCCUGACGAUGAGGACAAGGUUCCUGACGGUGAGGACAAGGUUCCUCACGCUGAGGACAAGGUUCCCCACGCUGAGGACAAGGUUCCUGACGGUGAGGACAAGGUUCCUCACGCUGAGGACAAGGUUCCUGAUGGUGAGGACAAGGUUCCUGACGGUGAGGACAAAGUUCCUGACGAUGAGGACAAGCUUCCAGACGGUGCCAAUAUUACCAAGGGGUUGCCCUUUACUUUUAAGCUCAUUUUUCCACUUCUAGAUAGGGAUAAAAUAGGGAUAAAAUAG